AAAAAAAAAAAAGGCAGCUUUUAUAUUCCCCGAUAAAGCCCUCUUCCCUUCCCUUUCCUUUCUCAGUCCAAUCAAUCUCUCUCUCUCCUCUCUCAGAUCUCACUCUCUCUUUCUCUCUCCUCAUUCUCAAUGCACAAAUUCAAGUUUCUCGCCACCCAAUGCGCCGUCGCCGGCAGUCCCACCCGCAGUCCAACAACCAGCCCUGUCAUCCACCUGCGCCGCCGCAAGACCCUCCGCAUGUUCCUCGCCCGACGCCGAUUCCAUCCCCCGCCGCAAGAUCCCCCGCCCCUCCCGGAGCCCCGCGUCCGCCACAAGCUCAAGGACCUCUUCGUCUCCUCACCGCCGCCACCUCUCAACGAAGACAAAACAAUCUUCCAUCAACAACAGCAACACCAACGAAAAGAAGAAGAAGAAAAAGAAAAAGAAGAAGAUCAGUCUGUCGAACUCAUCCCUAACUCCGCCCUCGGCCUCCGUCUCCGCACCGGAUCUCCCUUCCGGCGCUCCGCCGCAGCUCUCCGCCCGGUAUCCUCCGUCUUCCGCUACCGGUUGCUGAGAAGAGCGUGGCGGCCGGUGCUUGUCACCAUCCCGGAAUAGUACCACUCAUACUUUCUCUCCACUGUGUCAUAACUGUACGGAUUAAUUCAAUUACUCAAUUUUAUUUUUUAUUUAUUC
Molecule: messenger RNA, 672 nt
Organism: Vigna unguiculata (cowpea)
Lineage: Eukaryota; Viridiplantae; Streptophyta; Magnoliopsida; Fabales; Fabaceae
Source: RefSeq, a predicted model, not a curated record